AUGGAGGGGAACGAGUUUACUAUGGGGUAUUUAGAGACGAUGAGAGUUGUUGGGAACUUUGGAUCUCAUUGGGGUAUUUUGCUAUCAGAUGAUGAGGGUGGUGAGCAGCAGGGUGACCAACCCGAACCACAGCAAAGGACAAGGUGGAGGAACGUGAGAGGAGGAGGAGAAAGAGGGCAGCCAAUGCAUCCACCCGCACCCAUGGUAGGAUCACAUAUUGGGGAUGAUAUGGUUGGGUAUUUCGAUCAGCUUUCAUUGAGCGUUAAUUGGAUUGGAGGGACGAUAGAGAAUAUGGUGCAACAUUUCCAUGUGGAGCAGCCUCCUCACCUAGGGUAUCAUUACCCAAUUUGCCCGAGGUGGACGGAGUAUCCUGGCCAAGGAGGAGACAUGGCAGGCCCUAGUAGAGCUCGUGAUGAAGAGGAGGAUGAUUGA
Lactuca saligna is the source of this 432-nucleotide messenger RNA. The record is from the annotation of a GenBank genome assembly. NCBI's taxonomy places the organism in Eukaryota, Viridiplantae, Streptophyta, Magnoliopsida, Asterales, Asteraceae.